AUGAAAUUCACAUCUGUCGCUACCCUUGCCUUUUUGACCUCCUCUGCCUUUGUUGGCGCUGCUCCAGUCGAUGAGAUGGCUGGCGGUCUUGCUCUUUCCAAGAGAGAGUUGGACGCUCUCGACAACGACUUUGUUGAAAACGUUGUUCGUGAGUUGAUGAACGGUGCUUCUGAGGAGGAUUUGCACAAGAGAUUUGAAAUCACCGAAGGCCAGAAGGAGUUUAUCUCCAAGAUUUUCAACUUGUUCAAGAAGUUCUUGUCUAACUACUUCAACAAGGACUCUCCAUCUUCUGGUGCUGGCGGUUCUGCUCCAACUGGCUCUGCCCCUGCUGGCAGUGCUCCAGCCAAGACUGGUAUUGAUAUCACCAAGACUGGCACCCCAACCACCACUGCUGCUCCAAGUGCUGCUGUGAGCGAGAUCCCAGGUAUUGGCAGUGCUGCUCCAGAAGCUCCAGGUGCCGCUACCACUAGCAAGGCUGGCGCUGGCGCUGGCUCCAACGUCUUGUCUAACCUUUUGAAGGGCAACAAUUAA
This is a messenger RNA of Candidozyma haemuli, 531 nucleotides long. RefSeq lists its product as uncharacterized. The record is from RefSeq and is a predicted model, not a curated record. The transcript has a single exon. The coding region runs from base 1 to 531 and encodes 176 amino acids. NCBI's taxonomy places the organism in Eukaryota, Fungi, Ascomycota, Pichiomycetes, Serinales, Metschnikowiaceae.